CAGGGCACAGGAGCACCCUGAGACCUCUCCAUAACCCCCACCCUCGGGGGGACAGCAGGGGUGAGCCCCCUGCACCCCACAGCGCCUGAGGGCAUUGGUCUGAGGGUCUGGGAGCCCCAUCCACCCGGGCCUGCCCCCAUGUUUCUGUUCCCACCCUCCGUGGCCCCCCCACCUCCUCAGCAGCCCCUGCUGUGCCCCUGCUGACAGGGGUGACACCUGGAGGGGCGCUGAGGGGGAACCCACAUCUCUGGGGCUCUGGGUAGUGGCUGUGCUGGGGACAUGCAGUGGGGAGUGGGCAAGGCUGGGCACAGGCACAGUUGUUACAGAUGUCCCACACACACACACAAGUGCCACACACAGGUGUCACACACAUACCACAAACACACACUUAUGACACACAGAAUCACAGAGCAGUGUGAGGUGGAAGGGCCUUCUGGUGAUGAUCCAGCUCAACUCCUGCCCAGGCAGGGUCGCCUGGAGCAGGUGACACUUGUCCAGGUGGGUUAGGAUGUCUCCAUGGAGGGACACCCCUCACCCUCCUGGGCAGCUGUCCCAGGGCUUGGCCUUUCCAUGAUGCAGGGAAGUUGUGCCUCCUGCUGGGACUGUUGGAGCCCAGGGCCUGACUCCUCAUCCUUCUCUGGGCAGGAUGGGGCUGGGUCUGGCACCAUCCUCAUUACCUGGGGAGGUCUGGGGUUGGUGGGAUCCCCCCUCAGAUGUUUGUAUGGAUUGGUGCAAUCCCCUCAGGUGAAGGAUUAGUGUGGACGUGUGAGCAGCAGUCCAGAGCUCCACGUGGACUCAGGAGCCCUGGCAGCCCACCAGGCACAGAGGGGGACAUUGCCAGGAGCAGGGAGAGAUUGAAAUGGCUCCAGGCUGUGCAGGUGAUCCAGAGCGUGGUGACUGGGGCAGGCAAAUGGGAUGUGGAGCAGCAGGAUUUGUAGGAGGGCACAGCCACCCUCCUGACUCUUGAGGUGUGCUCCUCUCAGGUGGGGAUUAUUUUUUUCACUUGUCCAACUUGAUUAGACCCAUCAGUAGUUCACACAUUGACAAAAGCCAUUGCUGGCAGGAGUGGGGAGAAGCAGACAGAGCUUCCCAAGAAACACUGGGCUGCAGAGAGUAUCUGAGCUUACUGUUACUGCUGGACGACAGUGGAAACAGCACUGCAUGUGGUGUGAACAGGUGGAGUAUCUUACAGAGGAAGUGGGGAGGCUGAGGAUUAUCAAGGAGUGUCAAGAGAGACUGGUGGAGUUGCACCAUUCCAUCCAGGAGAGAAAUGCAGUGCAUGAAAGCUCAGCAAGAGUCAGAGUAGCCCUGACCCUCUUGCCAUCAGACAGGAGGAGACCUAAAAGUUGGGGAAUGGAAACAGGUCCCUGCUUAGGUAGCAGAAUCCCCUCCUGGCUUUCCUCACCUUCCCAGGUGCCCUUACAGAACUGAUACGAGGUCCUGGAUUUUGAGGGUCAGACAGUUGAGAAGAAAGUCUGCUUGGUGGGUCUCCCAGAUCAGUGCAGUCAGUCAGACAGAUCACAACUACAGCUAUUAAGGAAAAUAGAAAGGGUAGAUUCACUUCUGAGGGGGGCUGAGACCCUGUAUGCCAACCAGACCCAUCCUACGGGGAAGUCUGCUGCCUCCCUGCCAGGCGAGGGACAUUGCUGAGAGACUCCCUGCAUUAAUUCAGCUCACCAGUUGCUGCCCACUGCUCGUUGUACUGAUGAGAGAAGUACCAGGGUAGCAAAAAAGGACUUCAGGGCACUGGGUUGCCUGGUUGAAGAGACAAGAGCAAAAGGUACAAGAGGUGGUGGUCUUGAUUUCUUUGGUAGUAGAGAUGAAUGCCAAAAUGAACAGAUGGAGAUGGAUGGGUUCACCUCUAGAAGAGGCAAAAGGAUUCCACUGUGAAUUGGAAGGGCUGCAGGGCUGAUUGAGAGGGCUUUAAACUAGAUUUGAAGGGAGAGGGGGAUGAGAGCACACUCACUAGAAAUGAAGCUGGGGGCAGCAGGCCAGUGCUGGGGAGAAAUUGAUAGCACAGCUAAAGUGCAUCUACACCAAUGCAGCAGUGUGGUCAACACAGGAGGAGCUGGAGGCCGUGGUGCAGCAGCAAAGCUCUGAUGUAGUUGCUGUCAUGGAACUGUGAUGAGAUGACUCCAUGACUGGAAUACUGCAAUGGAUGGCUCUAAGCUCUUCAGAAGGGACAGGUGAGGCAGGAGAGGUGGUGUGAUGACUCUGUUAGGGAGGGUUUUGGCUGUCUGGAGCUUAGUAAUGAAAAGGUUGACUGGUCAUGGGUAAAAAUCAAGGGGAAGGCUGGCAAGGCAGAUAUCUUGGUGGGGGUCUGUUCUAGACCUCCCAACCAGGAUGAAGAGGCAGAUGAAUUAUUCUAUGAAGUGCUGGCUCAUGUUUUGUGGUUGCCAGCCCUUGUUUUUGUGGAGGUCUUUAAUCUGCUGGAUGUCUGCUGGAAGCAACACAGUGGAGAGGAGACAGUCUGAGAGGCUCCUGGAAUGUGUGGAAGAGAACUUCUAACUCAGUAGUUGAGCAGCCCACCAAGGGUGGGGCCCCGCUGGAUCUGCUGUUUGCAGACAGAGGGGCUGCUGGAAGAUGUGGUCAGAGCCAUCUUGGGCACAGUGACCCUGAAAUGAAGGAGUUUUCAGUCCUUGGUGAAGUAACAAGGUGCGUCAACAAAACCUCUACACUGUCAGAGGGUGAAUUUCAGCCAGUUUGGGACACUGAUUUGGACAGUCCCUUGGGAAGUAGCCCUUACAAACAAAGGGUCCCAGGAAGGCUGGGCAUACAUCAAGAAGGAAACCUCUAAGGUGCAGGAGCAGCCUGUCCCUAUGUGCCUAAAAAUGAGCUGGUGGAGAAGAAGUGAUUGUCCCAGGAUACCUCAAGUCCUGUGUCCAGUUCUCAGCCCCUCAGUUCAAGAAGGGCAUUGAGGGGCUGGAGUGUGUCCAGAGAAGGCAACAUAUCUGGGGAGGGCCUGGAGGGUGAAUCCUAUGAGGAGUAGCUGAGGGAGCUGUGGAGUCUCAGCCUGGAGAAAAGGAGGCUCAGGGGAAACCUUCUCACUCUCCAGAACUCCCUGACGGGAGAGCGGAGCUAGGGGAGUCUCAGCCUUCCAGGGAACAAAGGACAGGACAAGAGGGAGCGGCCUCAAGUUAUGCCAGAAGAGGUUCAGGGUGGACUUCAUGAAAAAAUUUUUCAUGGAAAGGUGGUCAGGCAUUGGAAGGGGCUGUCCCAUGGAGUUCCAGUCCCUGGAGGUGUCCAAGGAAUAACUGAAUGUAACACUCAGUGUUGCAUUCAGUUGUACAUUCUGUGGUUCUGUGUGAUUCUGUGAUUUGACAUAUUUGUAUGGAUUGAUGGAAUCCACUCUCAGCCUGCUCCAGACUAACUAGGCCAAGCUCCUGCAGUCUCUCCUCAUCAACAGACAUGCUCCAGACUCUGAAUCAUCUUUGUGGCCUCCUUGACCCUCUCCAGCAGUUCCUUGUCCUUCCUGAGUUGUGGAGUGCAGAACAGCCUCAUGUGGGCAGGGCAGAGAGGCAGGAUCACCCCCCUGCCCUGCUGGCCGCACUCUGCCCAACACCCCUGUGCUGUCCCACCCAAAGGGGAAGGGAGAACCUGGGAUCACAGAUGUGCAGGAAGAAUUUACUAUCUUUGUUAAUGACAAGGAUGAUGGGAGGGAGUGCACCUUCAGCAGGUUUGCAGGUGACACCAAGCUGAGUGGGGCAGGUUGCACUCUGAGGGACCUGGACAGGCCCAAGUCGUGGCCUGUGGGAACCUCAGGAGGCUUGACAAGACCAAGUGCAGAUGCUGCACCUGGGCAACCUUUGGAAUCCAUCCAGGCUUGGAAUAAGCAGAUGGAGGAGCCGUGGGAAAAGGACUUGGGCGUGCUGGUGGAUGGGGGGGACAUGACCCAGAACCUCCUGUCCGGGGCUCAUCCCAUAGCAUGGGCAGCAGGGGAUACUCUUGGAUUGUGCUGUGUGAGGGAGAUCAGGCAUGCUGACCACCUUCCAUCCAGAGAGCAGCAACUGUAUUUUCCUCUGUAAUUUCAUACUGUUAUCUUUUUACCCUCAGCCAUCCUCCCAAAAAGUGCUUCAAGAAAUUAUGGAGGGAAAAAUGUAAACUUUAAAUUAUUAAGAUAUGUAAUCAAAGUCAGAUGCCUUUCUGAAAUGGAUGCAAACAAACAUAUGCAAAAGGUGAAUGUAGGUGAACUAGCAGAGCACUGCUGUUUUACAAUAAGGAUCACCACAUUUAAAAUAUUCAUUGGGGGUGGGAAGAACAGUUGACAGGCUGAGAGAGUUAUGGCUGGUCAGCCUGGAGAACAGAUGGUUCCAGGGAGACUUUGGUGCCUCUUCCAGUACUUAAAAGGGGCUUAGACAAAGGCUGGAGGGGUACUUUGGACAAGAGAAUGUAGUGAUAGGACACAAGAAAAAUGGCCUUAAGUUGCAGGUGGGCAGAUUUAGAUUAGGUGUUAGGAGGGAAUUUCUGACUGUGAGUGCAGGCAGGCCCUGGCACAGAGCAGCUGUGGCUGCCCCUGGAUCCCUGGCAGUGCCUAAGGCCAGACUGGACAGGCCUUGGAGCACCCUGGAAUAGUGGAAGGUGUCCCUGCCCAUGGCAGUGGUGUCACUGGCUGGUCAUUAAGGUCCAUUCCACCCAGAGCAUUCCAUGUCUCUAUGACUCUGUGCUGCCCCUCCCUGCCAUGCCCAGCACUCAGAACCAGCCCCUCUGUGACAGUGGCCCUGGCGGGCACUGUGAGCACCACGAAGGCUGUGGGUGCGGUGGCAGUGGCCACACUGGAGGUGACAUCUGUUCAGGCUCUGCCACCUGCGCUGGCACCGAUGGCUCUUCUGUGGCUGCUCAUGCUGCUGGCCCUGGCCGGGCCCGUGUGGGGCACCUGGGACUCCUGCAGAGGGACCUGCGGGCUCCAGCCCAUGGCCUCUGACCACAGCACUGCUGUUCUCGACUACAACUCUGUGACUUCUGCUGCUGGCACGUCCCAUGUGGGUGGCACCAGUGUCCAGCCAGGGGCCUGGCCCGGCAUCGUCAGCAUCCAGGCCACCUGGGAGAACGGCACAUGGCACAUGUGCACGGGUGUCCUCCUCAGCUCCCAGUGGGUGCUCACGGUCGCACACUGCUUCGCCAGGGCCGGGGGCAUCUCCAUGUGGGACGUGGUGAUAGGGGCCACAGAUCUGAGACAGCCAGGCCCUGAGGCUGUGGUGAGACGCAUCCAGAGGCUCCUGGUGCACCAGCACUACGUGGCUGCCACGGCCAGGAACGACAUUGCCCUGGUGGAGCUGGACCAGCCCGUGGAGUGCAGCGACUACAUCCAGCUGGGCUGUGUGCCCGACACCUCGCUCAGGGUCUCGGAGCUGAAAUCCUGCUACAUCGCCGGCUGGAACUUUGCCAGAACUCAGGGAACAGGCAUGGUGCUGCAGGAGUCCAAGGUCCACCUCAUGGACACAGAGCUCUGUAACAGCAGCCCAUGGUAUGCAGGGGCCGUUCAUGCUGACAACCUGUGUGCUGGCUACCCGCAGGGCGGUAUCGACACCUGCCAGGGGGACAGCGGGGGUCCCCUGGUCUGCAAGGACAAUGAAGCUGACUACUACUGGCUGGUGGGAUUGAACAGCUGGGGAAGAGGCUGUGACAGAGCCAGGCACCCCGGGAUCUACACCUCCACUCAGCACUUCUACAACUGGAUCCUGCUCCAGACGGGCCUGAGCCCUGCAGAAAGAGCUGGUCCAGCACCGGAGCCAGUUGUCACCUUGGCCCCUGAGGAGGAGCCUGAGGAACCAGAGGAACCAGAGGAACGCAUCAACUUGACCCCUGAGUACAGCCAGAGACCAGCAGUGACAUCCUCGGGCACGUCACUGCCCAUGGCAUUCCCACACCAGAUCCUGGUGCAUUUCUGGAAUCUGGUGCAGGAGUUCCUGCAGUUUCAGAAGGACAAAAAAGCCUGAGCAGCAGCAGGAUGAGCAGGAUCCAGGGCUACCUACAGUGGAUCAUGGCAGCUCCUGCUGGGCCAAAGGUAGCCUUGGGGCCAGAGGCUUCUCUAUCCUGCCCAUGCUGCUGUGCUGCAGCCACAGCAAUGCUGAUGUGACUGAGGCAUUGAAGUAAAGUUUCUGUGUUCACCAUUA
Molecule: messenger RNA, 6113 nt
Organism: Serinus canaria (Common canary)
Lineage: Eukaryota; Metazoa; Chordata; Aves; Passeriformes; Fringillidae
Product: acrosin-like
Biological process (GO): acrosome reaction; proteolysis
Molecular function (GO): serine-type endopeptidase activity
Source: RefSeq, a predicted model, not a curated record